GGUUUUUUACUUCUUAAAAUCCAAUUCAAGAUGCCUGAAAAAGUCAAUCUCUUUUUUCUCUCUCUCUCUCUCUCUGUCUGCAAAUUCAAAUUCAGAUCUGAAGGAGAAAGCAUUCAAGAAAGGCAUUUGAUUCCCCAAAAGCGUCCUCUGGAAUUCGUAUCGGUUCUGUUGCUUCUUUCUUGAUUGGUGGAAAUUGAACAAUCUCAUUUCUCGAGGUUGCUUGCACACGUGUGACUAUACGGAACACGUGUGAGAGAUCUGAGCUUUCCAUUUAGCAAAAGACCUGGCCGUUUCACUUCUCAGCUGUGGCCAAGGGAUGGAUGAUUCCGAGAGCGUUCGGUCUUUGAAGCAGUUCCACAUCCCAGAUUAUAUACUUGUACCAGGAUCAGAUGCUAAUACCAUUUCUCAUGCACCAGAGUGCCCUGUGAUAGUGUUCAUCAACUCCAAAAGCGGUGGUCAGCUGGGUGGGGAUUUGCUGACAACGUAUCGUGGUCUCCUCAAUAAAACCCAGGUCUUUGAUUUGGGAGAAGAUGCUCCUGAUCAAGUGCUAACCAAGCUUUAUGGAAAUUUGGAGAAACUUAAGGCCUGUGGUGAUGAUUUAGCUUCUGAAAUAAUGAAGAGAUUGAGAAUAAUAGUUGCAGGUGGUGAUGGUACAGCAGGUUGGCUGCUUGGAGUAGUGAGUGAUCUCAAACUAGCUCACCCCCCUCCAAUUGCUACAGUGCCCUUGGGAACUGGAAACAACCUUCCUUUUUCAUUUGGCUGGGGGAAGAAAAAUCCUGGCACGGAUCGUCUUUCAGUUAUGUUGUUUCUGGAUCAAGUGAAGAAAGCAAAGGAGAUGGAAAUAGACAGCUGGCAUAUUCUCAUGAGGAUGAAAGCUCCCACAGAAGGCUCAUGUGAUCCAAUUGCACCUCUAGAACUACCACAUUCUUUGCAUGCAUUUCAUCGCGUAUCGAGCACAGACUCACUGAACAAGGAAGGUUACCACACAUUUCGUGGUGGAUUCUGGAACUACUUCAGCAUGGGAAUGGAUGCACAAGUAUCAUAUGCAUUUCAUUCUGAGCGGAAGUUGCAUCCAGAAAGAUUCAAAAACCAGUUGGUUAAUCAGAGUACCUAUGCUAUGCUUGGAUGUACACAAGGAUGGUUUUGUGCUUCUCUCUUUCAUCCUUCUUCAAGGAACAUCGCACAGCUUGCAAAGGUUAAGAUCAUGAAAAGACAGGGUCAUUGGGAGGACCUCCAAUUACACCGCAGCAUCAGAUCAAUUGUUUGUCUCAACUUGCCUAGCUUUUCCGGUGGAUUAAACCCUUGGGGAACACCAAACCAGCGGAAAGAACGGGAUAGGGACUUGACUGAGCCAUUUGUAGAUGACGGUCUUCUUGAGGUUGUGGGCUUUAGAGAUGCUUGGCAUGGGCUUGUUUUGCUUGCACCCAGAGGACAUGGGACCCGCCUUGCACAGGCUCACCGAAUCCGCUUUGAGUUCCACAAAGGAGCAGCUGACCAUACAUUCAUGAGAAUCGAUGGAGAACCAUGGAAACAACCUCUCCCUGUCAACGACGACACUGUCGUGGUCGAGAUCUCUCAUCUUGGUCAAGUCAAAAUGCUCGCCACCCACGACUGCAGAUCCCAAAGUGUCAAAAAUCCCAAGCCACGUCCAUCUACUCCUCACCACGAUGAGGAAGACGAGGACAGUAAUGAAGACUCCGACGAGGACUCUGAAACAAGGAGAAAGUUUGGUGCAGCAGAUACAUUCAAACUCCCAGACGGUAUUGAUAUUAGUAAUCUUAGUUAAGCUCCUUGGAAGUUGUUGGAAUCAAGUGCCGGAAUAUAGCACCAACUGAUCCAUCAUGGGAUGCAUUGACAUGUGUGGCCCACUAUCUGCUAAAAGUCAGUUGAUGGGACACAUGCCCCACAUCCCAUCGCUGUCUGAUCAUGGAUCAUGUGUUGAAGUACAAGCUAAUGUGAAUAAAUUUUAGGAUGAUUAUUUCAUACUCUGGCAAGCUCCUGGCAUUGAAUUUGCACGCGUAUGUCAGAUAACACUAACAUUCUACCAUAGCUUCAAGCCUGUUCUCUUCUAUCCAAA
Magnolia sinica is the source of this 2077-nucleotide messenger RNA. RefSeq names its product diacylglycerol kinase 1. Gene Ontology annotation, molecular function: ATP-dependent diacylglycerol kinase activity. The record is from RefSeq and is a predicted model, not a curated record. Bases 317 to 1786 code for a protein of 489 amino acids. The transcript has 14 exons. Lineage: Eukaryota; Viridiplantae; Streptophyta; Magnoliopsida; Magnoliales; Magnoliaceae.